AUGAAGCGUAGCAUCGGUUCCAAUUCCAAUAGUGGAAGUAGCAAGAAGUCUAAGAAGAAUAAUAACCCCAGCAAUCAGAAAACCCUAGGCGCGGCAUGGGGCGCAGCUUCUCGUCCUUCUUCUUCUUUUCGUUCUUCUCCAUUUUCCAAUUUCGGAAGUUACAUGGAGGUGAAAAACCGGAAACUUCAGAACCAAUUUGAAAACGAGGCUGCUGGUGUUUCGGGUUCUGAGAAGCUUAUCUUCCAAGGGGUUUCAAUCUUUGUGGAUGGUUUAACCGUUCCUUCCCAUCAGGAAUUGCGGAGUUACAUGAUGAGGUAUGGUGGGAGAUUCGAGAACUACUUUUCAAGACGUUCUGUGACACAUAUCAUCUGCAGCAACCUUCCAGAUAGUAAAGUCAAGAAUCUACGGGCAUUCAGCAGAGGGUUACCUGUUGUGAAACCCGCAUGGAUAGUGGACUCUAUCUCUGCCAACAGACUUUUGGGAUGGGUUCCUUACCAACUAGAUCAACUGAAUGAUACCCAGCCAAAGUUGUCUGCGUUUUUUGCACCCAGAAGACAUUCCAAUCCGCAGGUGGCUUCGCCGGUUUCAUCUUCUCAACCUGAAACUGGAUUCAGUGAAGCUGAAGAGGGAAGUUCAGUUAGAGCAGGAGAAUCAGAGGAACCAAGAGACCACGUUGCUGAUGAAAUGGAUGGCGUUUAUACUGAGAAGACUACUCCAGAAAUGACUGCACAAACAAGAAUUGACAAUCUACAAUGUUCUGAAGUGAAUGCAGAAAUACUUGGUAAUUAUGACAACGAAGAGAAAGAACUUAAUAGUGAACUCCAGUCCACUACCAAUCUGCCUUCUGCGUCGGACAACAAAUCCUCCCAUGGAAAAUCGGUUGCAACUGCUGCUGAAUCCUCUCUAAGGCGCCAUUCAACUCUCGAGGACCCCAAUUUUGUGGAAAACUACUUCAAGAAUUCAAGGCUGCAUUUUAUUGGAACAUGGAGAAACAGAUACCGUAAAAGAUUCCACGGCUCUUUUAAUGGACUUAAAUGGACAGAUUCUGGCCAGAAUACAGAUGAAAAUGCCAAGAAGUUAACCAUUAUCCACAUCGAUUUGGAUUCGUUCUUUGUGUCGGUGGUAGUCAGGAACCGUCUUGAAUUACAAGACAAGCCCGUAGCCGUAUGCCACUCAGAUAAUCCUAAAGGAACGGCGGAAAUUUCUUCUGCAAACUAUCCAGCUCGGGCUUAUGGAGUGAAGGCAGGUAUGUUUGUAAGACAUGCCAAAGACCUUUGUCCUCAGCUUGUUAUUGUUCCUUACAACUUUGAAGCCUAUGAAGAGGUAGCUGAUCAGUUUUAUGACAUCCUGCAUAGGCAUUGCAGAAAAGUUCAGGCGGUAAGCUGCGAUGAAGCAUUUUUAGAUGUCUCAGAUAUGAGAGAUGUAGAACCUGAGUUGUUAGCAUCAACAAUAAGAAAAGAGAUUCUUGACACUACUAGAUGCAGUGCAAGUGCUGGGAUAGGCGGUACUAUGCUAAUGGCUCGCCUUGCUACCAGAGUUGCUAAACCAGCCGGUCAGUUUCAUAUCUCUGCUGAGAAGGUGGAGGAGUUCUUGGAUCAGCUUGCAGUCGGCACACUUCCUGGUGUAGGUUCUGUGUUGAAGGAGAAGCUGGAGAAGCAAAAUAUUCAAACCUGUAGGCAGUUACGUUUAAUAUCCAAGGAUGCUCUUCAAAAGGAUUUUGGGGUGAAAACCGGCGAGAUGCUUUGGAGUUAUAGCAGAGGACUAGAUCUUCGGUCUGUUACGGCGGUGCAGGAGAGCAAGUCCAUAGGGGCUGAAGUGAAUUGGGGCGUACGGUUUAGAGAUCAGCAAGAUGUUCAACACUUCCUCCAAUGCCUAUGCAAGGAAGUUUCUUUGCGUCUGCAAGGAUGUGAAAUGAUGGGACGCACUUUUACUCUUAAGAUAAAAAAGAGAAAAAAAGAUGCCGGAGAACCUGUGAAGUAUAUGGGUUGUGGAGACUGUGACAACUUUAGCCGUUCUAUCACUGUGCCUGCCGCUACAGAUGACAUAGAAGUUCUACAGAGGAUUUCAAAGAAGUUGUUUGGGUCGUUUUGCUUGGAUGUUAAGGAAGUUCGUGGGGUUGGGCUUCAGGUCUCUAAGCUUGAGGGUGCAGAUCCUUCUAAUAAAGGUUCAAAGACACUGACAUCAUGGCUCAACUCUGCGCCUGCCUCUGUCCAAACAGAAAAAGAUGAUAAUGUCUUUGCUGCAGAAGUUAGAGAGAUACCAGAGGGUAAGAGGCGCGAUACUGGUGGAGUUUCUAGACUCCGAGAAUGUAAUUCAGCAGAACCCUCAGUUCAGUCAGGUGAUACAAAUUCGUCCUUGCCGCCCAUGUGUCACCUUGACAUGGAAGUUUUAGAGAACCUUCCUCCGGAGCUCCUUUCAGAAUUAGAUGGAACCUACGGCGGGAAGUUGUAUGAGUUGAUUGAGAAGAAACGAGGCAAAAGAAAAAUCAACAGCAGUUCUCCACAUGUCUCCUUGGAUGGCAUUAAAGGAUCGAGUUCUGCUUCAAUUAAGAUACACGGCUCCAGCACAUCUGGAGAAAAGAAACAUGACAAACCACAUCCUUCCAUUGCAAGAGCACCUAGUGAGCGUGCCAUCAAAAUGACUGAUUUGAUGCCGUUAUCCCUUAGUCAAGUUGACGUCUCUGUGUUACAAGAAUUGCCUGAAGAGUUGAGAGCUGAUGUGUUGGGAGCAUUUCCUACCCACCGGAGACAACAGUCAUCAUCAAAUGCUCCGAUGGAGACUUGUAAGAAACAAGAUAAGGAGCCAACAGAUAUAAAUGACGCUGAGAAUGACAUUGGAUUCUCAAGUAGCUCUCUCUGGUUUGGUAAUCCUCCUUUGUGGGUAGAGAAUUUCCAAAUUAGCGGCAAUUGUACUUUGGAAAAAUUUUCAAAGAUAUACUACAAGGUGGCUCAGCCAAGGCCUAUGUUAUCCACGGUGCUCCAACGUGCUAUGUCAGAAGUUUGGAGUUCUGGUGAUGCAAGUGCCAAUGAUUUGGAGAAAACCGUUCACGAUGUGUGUGAAUUUCUUAAAGAGUACAUUAAGAUCAAGGUAGAAGGUGAUAUUGAAGAGAUAUAUCUCUGCUUCCGCCUUCUGAAAAGAUUAGCAGCGAGGAGCCAACUCUUCCACCAAGUCUAUGAGAUUGUGUCUCCCUUUAUUCAGGCGUUGAUCAGUGAACACUAUGGAGGAAGCUUGAGCAUGCCUUGAAAGGAUCUUUUUUCUCCUGAAAGCAACUAAAUGCUUCAAAUUACUCUUUAACUGGAUGCUACUGAAGAAUGCAUACUUGCAGAAGAAUGUGGAUCCCAAGGGCUUCGUGGUGAAUGCACAUGAAGCAAGCUUAAACAGUCAUAUGGAAGUGAUUCAGCCUUAACGAAUACAGCCACCACUCUCUUUAGGAAUGUAUACUGGAGAAACAAACACCCCCAUUGUAUUUAAUAGCACACUUUACAAAUAUAGUGUUGUAUAUGUCGUGCUUAUUGACUACGCUCCUUUGUAUAUUUGUAGCUUUAUAUAUCAACUAAAGUUAUCAAGUGUUAAAGAUAUUUAGGAUUUAAGUUAAAACUAGGGCUAGCAAAAAAGGCUGCUAUUGAUUUGCUUCAAAGGUAUCAUCAGCCAUUCAGCCUCACCAGCAACACCGAUCCCGUCAGCUUCGACUUCAGUAUCAUCUGCUCAAAGACGUUUCAGCAUUCAGUCUCUUCCUCCUC
Molecule: messenger RNA, 3740 nt
Organism: Eruca vesicaria subsp. sativa (arugula)
Lineage: Eukaryota; Viridiplantae; Streptophyta; Magnoliopsida; Brassicales; Brassicaceae
Source: the annotation of a GenBank genome assembly